Molecule: messenger RNA, 1404 nt
Organism: Trypanosoma theileri
Lineage: Eukaryota; Euglenozoa; Kinetoplastea; Trypanosomatida; Trypanosomatidae
Product: leucine-rich protein
Exons: 1
Coding region: 1-1404 (467 amino acids)
Molecular function (GO): protein binding
Source: RefSeq, a predicted model, not a curated record
AUGCCGCCGAAGAGGCCUGUGCAGCGAAGUGAAUUUCACCAGGUCCGGCUGCAGGAGCACAUACGUGACCUGGAAAGUACUCUGCACUCAACUGUCACAGAGCACCAAGCUCAGAAGUCGUACUUUGUGCCGACACUGGUGUCACUGUGUGCUGAUGUUAUUGCGGGUAACUUUGCUACUCUCACUGCUGCAGAUUCUUUGCAUGAGUCUCACCGGAAGCUGUAUGACAUGGUGAUUGAGAGGCUUCCAACGGAUAUCCCCCUGUCUGUGAGCGUUCCACGUGUUACCUACGACUCAUACUGGCGCCGCUGCUGUGAAGCGCGGUGGUCAUUUGGGCAGUUGAGUGAGCGGACAUGUGGGAGGCUUGUGCCGCCGGAGAAUGGCGGAUGGAAACAGUUUUAUCUUGAGCACGUGCUUAGCGACUUUCUGAGCGGCCUGCGCUCGCCCGAGAUUGACGAUGAGGAGGGGCAGGAGCUCGAUCGGCUCUGUUCCAUGUGCAGGGACUAUGUGUACGACCUCGAGCUACCAUGCCAGGUUACGCGGUUUGAUCUGUACGAGCACCUGCUCUCGCGCCUGCCGCAUCUCUUGCACCUGCGCCUCACGUUUGGUGUCAAUAAUGUUGGGACCGACUUCGACGGGUGGAUGAUUGGAUUUGGCGAGGCCGACGCGUUAAAUGUGCGGCAUGCACUCAACCGUUACCCGAAGCUGCGCUCCCUGGGACUCCCCAACAAUCGUCUGAACAGCCCGCUGCUGAAGAAAAUCCUUGGCGGCCUCGUGCGCAACACAACCAUCACAGUUCUUGAUCUAUCGUCGAACCGCAUUGACGACGAUGGGGCGCAGCAGCUCGCACUUCUGCUGUGCAAGCCAGACCUGCCACUCGAAGAACUGUACUUGCAUGACAACCACAUCCGUGGGGAGGGGGCGGUGGCGCUUGGUGAGGCAUUGACGAUGAACACUACGCUGCGUGUGCUGAAUCUUCGCCUCAAUCGCAUUCCUGACGAGUCUGGUGGCGUUGCCCUUGUUAAUGGGUUGGCGUCUCACAGCACACUGGAGGUGGUUGACCUCUCACACAACGUUCUGGGUGACGCGACUGCGCGAGCACUCGCGGAUGUUCUGCCAAAGCAGCGGACGUUGCUUUCGUUGAACAUUGCCGGCAAUAAGGCACUGGGUGUGCACACGAGCGAACUGCUGUUACAGGCACUGCGGGAGAAUACCACGUUGCGCUUUUUCGACGCCCGUGGUAGUGGUGUGGAACCAGAGUGCUUGGCAGCCAUGGAGCGCCACGUACAGGAUGGUGUGCAGGCCCUCAAGUCCCAUGAGGUUGAGGUAAAGGAAGAGGAGCAGCGACAAAGGAUAGAGCAUGACGUUGAGGCAAAGCUGUUAAAGACUUACUGUGUACAGUAG